Micromonas commoda is the source of this 918-nucleotide messenger RNA. RefSeq lists its product with no specific name. Bases 1 to 918 code for a protein of 305 amino acids. The record is from RefSeq and is a predicted model, not a curated record. NCBI's taxonomy places the organism in Eukaryota, Viridiplantae, Chlorophyta, Mamiellophyceae, Mamiellales, Mamiellaceae. The transcript has a single exon.
AUGGACGCCAAGGCUAAGGCGCUGUUCCGCCAGCGCGCGGCGCAGCGCGCGGCGGUGAACGCGUCUCAGGGACGACCAGCGAAGACGCAGAGGACGGGCGAUUCCACCUUCGCGCCGGGGGGAUCGUCGGUGAUGCCUCCGCCCCCGCCGCGGCCCGCGUCCGUCCCGUCGUCGUCCGCGCCGCCCGCUGGAUUCUUCGACGCGGAGACAGAGCCCAAACCGACGACGGGCGGCAAGCGCGGAAGGUCCGAAGCCCCCGCGGGCGAGGGCACCGACGUCCUCGCGAUGGUCAUGGGCGGCGGCGACGACGACGACGACGACGGCGACGACGGCGACGCGGCGGGCGCGGGCGCGGGAAACAACGCGGCCGCGCCCAAGCCUUUCGUCCUUCCCCCGCCCUCCAAGCCCGUCGCCGAUUCGCUCAAGGACCUCAAGGGCGAUUCCGCGUUGGCGUUCCUCCACCCGGACGUGCUCAAGGCUGGCGACAAACCUCCUUUCGGGUUCUUUGAAGCGGCGGCGAGGUCCGACAAGGAACGCGCCGCGACGGAGCGCGCAAAGGCGCGCACCGCGGACGAGGAGAUGGCGGCGUUCGAGGCGGAGAUCGCCGACGACGUCGAGGCGCUGGAGGAGAGGGAGCACGAGGAGGCGGAGGAACGAGCCUACGAGCGCAUCGUGGAGCUCGUCGAGGAGCAGAAGAUCGCGGACAAGCACCUGGACGAGCUCAAGGCGAAGAUGAGGGAGGUCAAGGAGCGCGCCGCGGCGGCCGCGGCGGAGGCGAAGGCGGCGAAGGAGACGGAGACGGAGGUUGGGACGGGGGAGGAGGCGCUGAGCGACAUCGACAGCGACGAGGAGAGGGAGUUUGAAGAGUUUGCCAACGACUGGCGGGGGCUCCGCACCCGUCCCUCCUCGACGCGUUAA